Messenger RNA from Schizophyllum commune H4-8, 438 nucleotides. RefSeq lists its product as uncharacterized. The coding region runs from base 1 to 438 and encodes 145 amino acids. NCBI's taxonomy places the organism in Eukaryota, Fungi, Basidiomycota, Agaricomycetes, Agaricales, Schizophyllaceae. The transcript is spliced from 4 exons. The record is from RefSeq and is a predicted model, not a curated record.
AUGCUGCCUCGAGUCAAACCAUCACCGCCGCUGCUCGGCGUAACCACUCGGGCACGGUCUCGGAUACUUCAAGAUUCGACACGCGCCCUCUCCGUCAAGAUGGAGGAGGUGGAGACUGGGUCUGUCGAGGACGCCGACCAAAACGGCCGUGGCCUAUCAGCAGCGAUGGCCUUCGAGGACACGUCUGGGAAGUUCACAUCCUCCAAGGACCGCGAUGACUUGGUGCCGUACGUGCCGCGGACUACACAGCUUCCUAGCGUCACAACAUCAGUACAUGAAGGAGGUCGUACUGCUGACUCAAACGUGUUCCAUGUGAAGAAGGAAGGCUCGGAAUUCAGCAAGAAUGACUCGGCGGAGCUCCACCAGCUCGGAGAUGUAGCACAUGAGUACCCCUCGUCGAAGUUGGAUGUAGGUCAGUAUUUACUGUCCCGUUAUUGA